CCUCCGCAGCCUCAGUCGAGCUUCGGGAGUCACUCCGUCUCCUCAGCAGGGACACUGGACCUACUAAACGAGUUUGAACCUAGUUUAUGUAUUUAUUUAUUUUUGAUAUUCCCCCCACCACCUCUAUUCUUGUCGGAAUUUAACCACCGGGAAGAACAAUGCGGCUCAUUCAGAACAUGUCGACCAUUGCGGAGUGUACCGCGCCUGAAUACUCCUUCCCGAACCGGGUCAUUAAAAUAGCUGUUAUCGGAGGCAGCGGAGUGGGGAAGACAGCGCUCGUGGUGAGAUUCCUAACGAGGCGGUUCAUCGGAGACUAUGAGCGAAAUGCAGGUAAUCUGUACUCCAGAGAAGUCCAGGUGGAUGGAGAUCAGGUGACCAUCCAGGUCCAGGACACUCCAGGUGCAGAGAUGAGUGAUAACGGUAUCAGUCUCCCCGACCACGUGAGCUGCUCCAUCCAGUGGGCAGACGCCGUGGUGCUGGUGUACUCGGUGACCGACCGGCGCAGCUUUGAGCUGAUCGACCAGCUGCACCAGCUGGCGGUCCGUAGCGGUGGUGCCGGCGCGCCCCCGGUGAUCCUGCUCGCCAACAAGGCCGACCUGCUGCAUCUGAGGCGCGUCGACUCCCAGCAGGGCCCCUUGCUGGCGGGGACGCUGGGCUGCUCCUUCUACGAGGUCUCCGCCAGCGAGGACUACAACCAGGUGCACGACGCCUUCCACAGACUGUGCUGCCAGCUCGCCAAGCAGCCGCAGCAGCCGCCGCCGCCGGCCGCCAGCGGCGCCACGGAGAAGAGGCGCUCGCCCCUCAUCCCCCGGCCAAAGUCCCCCAACAUGCAAGAUCUGAAGAGGCGUUUCAAACAGGCGCUGUCUGCCAAAGUCAGGACUGUGACCUCGGUGUGAGGAGAACUGUGAGCCGAUUGAAGAAAACAGGAGGUGAACUCUCCUUUCUUAAAGUUCUGAGUCAGUCUGACUGAAAGAGGCAGGCUGGGGAGAUGAACGGGUAAAAUAAAAAAAAGAGGCACUCCCCUCUUGAAGAAGAGCGCUCUGGUGUCAGAUGGCAGGGAGGAAGUUUAUCUGCUUAGGAAGAGAUGCGCGAGGACACGAGGGGGAUGGAGGGGGAACGGCGGCUUCUACCAGACUUUGCGAGUCGGUUGAACUCAAAAGUGUAAAUCCAGCUUCUCCUGGCAACAGCUGAAGGACGGCUUAUUUUUAGCUGAGCCCAUUGUGGCAGAGUUUUAUUUUUUUUUUUUCCCUAUUCACUGCCUCUACACGGCACCGUUCCCAUUCAGAAAGGACUCUGAGGAGCAGGGUGCAUGCUCAGUCUGUAAUGUCAACAUCUGCAGUUCAUGUGCUUGUUGUUCAGCUUUAUGGAUCAUCACUGCAGUGGGAGGUUGAAGUGUUGCAGCAGACACAGGAUGUAGCACUGAUGCACUUUAUAUUAACCCCCCCACCCCAAAAAAAAGACCAGUCCAAAGGACCUGUUUAUUUAUUUGUUACACUUUGUCCACAAUAAAAUGUUAAAAUGA
Xiphophorus couchianus (Monterrey platyfish) is the source of this 1522-nucleotide messenger RNA. It is a transcript of the gene rasl11b, whose product is annotated as RAS-like, family 11, member B. Gene Ontology annotation, molecular function: GTP binding; GTPase activity. The record is from RefSeq and is a predicted model, not a curated record. NCBI's taxonomy places the organism in Eukaryota, Metazoa, Chordata, Actinopteri, Cyprinodontiformes, Poeciliidae. The coding region runs from base 159 to 896 and encodes 245 amino acids. The transcript has 4 exons.